This is a messenger RNA of Lasiosphaeria miniovina, 1364 nucleotides long. RefSeq lists its product as uncharacterized. Lineage: Eukaryota; Fungi; Ascomycota; Sordariomycetes; Sordariales; Lasiosphaeriaceae. The record is from RefSeq and is a predicted model, not a curated record. Gene Ontology annotation, cellular component: Golgi apparatus. The coding region runs from base 130 to 1209 and encodes 359 amino acids. The transcript has 3 exons.
CGCAGGAGUCGUCAGAAAUUGCCCGUCCUGGCGAUCUAUAAAGAACAGCGCCGGUCCUACUUGGCCGGUUCGCAGCCCAUUUCCAGCCUAGACGGAGCCAACCCUGAGUAUCACUACAGGCCAGGCGCCAUGGUCCCGUCAGGCGCCGCGAGCUCCCGGAGGGGAAAGACGGAAUUCUUGUCCAACAAGUGGGCGAAGCUGUUCUUCUUCGUAGUCGCAUUGCAGGCCCUCAUCGGCGUGACGUUCGAAGCCUACGUCUUUGGCCGGUCCCAAGUAAGCCUAGCGAAGCCGGAUAUCGACGACCCGACCCUCAAUUCCCAGUACAAGACAAUACCGACAUUCCUCGCCCUCUUCAUCUUCGGCUUUCUGUACAUGCUGCUCCUGUCGUGGGAUGCUCUGCGGCUCAAGAACACGAUUCAGAUCAUUGGCAUAUGCGUGGCCAACCUCGCGCUGCUCAUCUACACAAUUCUCCAGAUUGACCAGAUCAACAACUCGGUGGAGACGCUGCAGCGAAAUGGUGUUUUAAAGACGGAUGAUGCCGACAACAACCUCUGGGCAAAGACAAAGCCGUUUCUCAUCGCGAUUCCUGCUAUCAUUGGGGUGGCCUCGGUUGCGCUGGCCUAUUUUGCCUAUCAGCUUUAUCGCGAGUUUGCCUGGGACAUCCUGAAGCAGAUUGGCGCCGACUAUCGCAUGAAGAAGCGCUUUCUGCACUACCAGGUCUACAUUGCCCUGCUCAAGUUUGAUUUCUUCUUUUUCCUCGGCUUCACAGUGCAGUUCUUGGUCAUCGUCACGGGCAAGACGGAUCCCGAACUCGGCCUGACGCUGGCCGCGAUUCCCGUCACGAUUGCGAUUCUGCUCUUCGCGGCCUUCUUCACGCAGCGCGAGAGCAAGAUUGGCAUGUUCGCCAUCAUUGUGCUGUACUUUGGCGGCCUGGCCUACUUCUUCUUCAAGCUUGUGCGCAUCUACCAGCCGGGCAAGAGUCAGAACUAUGAUGCCGUCAGACGGUCCCUCACGGCGUUUGCUGUCCUGACCAUCAUCCUCAUCAUCUGCACCAUCAUCAACGCCUUCAUCUGCAUGAGCAACUUUGGCGCCGGUCUCAAGAACCACCUCGUCCGGCCCAAGGGCCAAGAUCCCGAGAAAGACGACUCCAACUCGUAUCAAAUGCACGACAACAAGGCCCAGCUGCCGAGCCGCAUGACCAUUGAUUGAGAAACCGCACUUGCAUAUCGGUGUGGAGGACGCGGAAUGGCCGAAUAGCGGCCGCAAUAUUCCCAACAAAUAACGACUUACGACCCGGUUUCUAAAUGGGCGCUCUAGUCUGGAAUGGAACUAUCUCUUUGUUUUUCUAUUCAAUAUCACAGCGU